AUGCAACGGACGCCCCCGUGGCUAAAGCAAGGCUGGAGCCGUGAGGGGAGGCUGGAGGGCGGCGCGCGUGUUGCAGACGCGCUGGAGAGCGAGCAGGCGGCGCUGGAGCGCGCGCAGCGGCGGGAGGAGGCGGCGGCGCAGCUGCUCAGCCGCAAGCGCGAGGACGUCGAGCGCCUGCGCGCGCAGCUCGCCGUCCAGGCGCGCGCGCGCGAGCAGCACAUAGAUGAUUAUUGUGCUGAGAUGGAGAAAAUAAUUCGCGAGGCUCGAGCUGCACCAGCAAUGUAUGAGGAGGAGCAGCUGGCGCGCGCGGCGGAGUUGGAGCGCGCGCGCCAUCGGCAGCAGGCCCAGCGGCUGCAGGAGCUGGACCGCGAGCUGGAGGCGCUGCGCCGCGAGGCGGCGCUCGAGAUGACCGCGGCCCUCGACGACGACCUGAGCAUCCGCGCGGUCGAGGCCGAGACGCAGCAGCUGACGGCCGAGGUGCAGCUGCUGCGCGAGAGCCCGCAGCGCGCAGCGCAGGCGCGCGCCGCCUCCAUCGCCGCCUCCGCCUCGGCCUCGGCCUCCACCGCCCCUCCGCCCUGGGCUCUCGCCCUCGCCCACGCGCAAGCCCAGGCCCAGGCCCAGGGCCAGGCCCUGGCCCACGCCCACGCCCUGGUGCGCCACGUCGACCAGCCGCGCCUCCAGGACUAG
Messenger RNA from Gryllus bimaculatus (two-spotted cricket), 687 nucleotides. NCBI's taxonomy places the organism in Eukaryota, Metazoa, Arthropoda, Insecta, Orthoptera, Gryllidae. The record is from the annotation of a GenBank genome assembly.